CUCCUCUCAAACGUGCGUCAGGCGGACGAAGCGCGGCGAUACGGCGCUCGAGUUUACUGCGUGGGAAUCAAAGACUUUGACGAGCAGCAGCUGGCAGAAAUCGCAGACACCAAGGACCAAGUGUUUCCUGUCAAAGACGGUUUCCACGCCCUCAAAGGCAUCGUCAAUUCUAUAUUAAAGCGCUCGUGUACAGAGAUUCUGACUGUGGAACCGUCCACUGUCUGUGUGAACGAAACCUUCGACAUCGUCCUCAGAGGAAACGGAUUCACUCAGGGACGGAGCAGUGAAGGAGUGAUGUGUAGUUUCAUCAUCGACCAACAGACCAUCAAUAAUAAACCCAGUGUGGUUCGCAGUGAUUAUCUGCUGUGUCCUGCUCCAAGACUGUAUGAGGAGGGACAAUCCAUGGGCGUUCUCAUCAGCCUCAACAAUGGAAAAGCGUUUAUCUCCUCUGCCUUCACCAUCUCUGCAUCCACCUGUUCUGAUGGUCUAGUCAUUGCCGCGCUUCCUGGUUCUCUUCCUCCUCCUCUUCUCAUGUGGUGGUUCUGGCCUCUGUGCUGCAGGUGAGUCAUCAAAGACCCGCCUCCGCUGCCGCCGCCUUCUCGGCCACCGCCUCCUGAACCCGAGCCUCUGCCAAAGAGCAAAUGGCCAACAGUGGACGCGUCGUACUACGGAGGCCGAGGAGCCGGAGGAAUCAAACGGAUGGAGGUGCGUUGGGGGGAGAAAGGUUCCACAGAGGAGGGGGCUCGGCUGGAGAAAGCUAAGAACGCUGUGGUGACAGUUCCAGAGGAAACAGAUGAACCCAUGGUCCAGCGUCCUAGAAAUCCAGCUCCAGUUCAGCAGCAGCCCCAACACAAGUGGUACACGCCCAUCAAGGGUCGUCUGGAUGCUGUGUGUGCUCUGCUGCGACGACAGUAUCACAGAGUUUCACUCAUGAGACCAACGUCUGCAGAUCAGGGUCGAUGCAUGAACUUCGAGCGUGUUCAGCGUCAGUAGUAGAAGAAGAAGAA
Messenger RNA from Solea senegalensis (Senegalese sole), 1007 nucleotides. RefSeq names its product anthrax toxin receptor 2-like. Gene Ontology annotation, cellular component: membrane. Gene Ontology annotation, molecular function: signaling receptor activity. The record is from RefSeq and is a predicted model, not a curated record. NCBI's taxonomy places the organism in Eukaryota, Metazoa, Chordata, Actinopteri, Pleuronectiformes, Soleidae.